Messenger RNA from Scomber japonicus (chub mackerel), 2507 nucleotides. Its product is annotated as sodium- and chloride-dependent betaine transporter-like. Bases 178 to 2058 code for a protein of 626 amino acids. Gene Ontology annotation, biological process: sodium ion transmembrane transport. The record is from RefSeq and is a predicted model, not a curated record. Lineage: Eukaryota; Metazoa; Chordata; Actinopteri; Scombriformes; Scombridae. The transcript has 17 exons. Gene Ontology annotation, cellular component: membrane.
UUGUUUGCGUUCACUGCAAGCUCAGGGAUAUUUUAAACGGUGUAUGGGUGAAGCAGCAUCAAAUAUCUGUGAGGGGGACACAAUUCAAAAAUAACUCAGCAUAGGCAGGGAUACAGACACCAGAGUGCAAUGGUGGAAACUAAGUACAUUUACUAUUGUGCUGUAGAUUGAGACACCAUGACUGAAGAAACAGCCAAAGGGAUCCACGUUGAAGACUCGGGGAAGGACAAAGGGUCCCCAGCAAGGGAGAAGUGGGCCAAUAACGCACACUUCUUGCUCUCCGUGGUGGCAGCAAUCAAUAGCUUUUCAAAUUUGUGGAGCUUUCCAUAUCUGUGCUAUCGGCAUGGAGGAGUUAUCUUCUUCAUCCCUUACUUUAUGUGUCUCAUCUUUGUCGGCGCUCCCAUGUUCUUCCUGGAGACUGCAUUGGGCCAAUACACCAGUGAGGGUGUGGUCACUGCCUGGAGGAAGAUUUGCCCUAUGUUCGAAGGUGUGGGGGUUGCGUCCCUAGUGGUCAUGAUCUAUCUGAACAUCUACUUCAUUUUGAUGUCGGCCUGGACUAUUUUCUACCUGAUCAGCUCUUUCAUAAGCCCUCUGCCCUGGUCCACAUGUAGCAACAUUUGGAACACUGCCGAAUGUCAUACUCGUUAUAGCAUUUAUGCGAACCCCCAUAUGUUUCAUACUGAGUCCAACUGGUCAUUCCUAAACAACUUCACCUCAGAUGACGGCUUAGAGAAUGACAGUUUCAUGAAUGGGACAGAUGAAUUGCUGACAUCAUCAGAAGAGGAAUUCUGGAUUAAACGUGUGUUAAGAAUAUCAGAUGACAUGUCGCUGGGUGAGGUACACUGGGACCUGGCUCUGUGUCUCCUGGCUGCCUGGAUAAUAUGUUACUUCUGCAUCUGGAAGGGAAUUAAAUUCAUGGGCAUUAUAGUAUACUUCACUGCUACAGUCCCCUACCUGAUGCUGCUCAUCCUCUUCUUCCGUGGGGUGUCACUCCCAGGGUCUCACGCAGGCCUGGCAUAUUACCUCUGGCCUGACUUUGACAAGAUCAUUUCUGCAGAUGCAUGGUUUGAUGCAGUACGUCAAGUGAUCUACUCCUACAUCUUGUCUAUUGGAGUACUGACUACUCUUGGAAGCUAUAACAAAUACAACAGCAACAGCUACAGGGACUGCUUUGUACUGUGCGGUCUGAACUGUGUCACCAGUAUCUUUGCUGGCCUUGUUGUAUUCUCAGUACUCGGAUUCCUUGCUCAUGACCAGAACGUAGACAUACAUGACGUUGUUUCGUCUGGUCCUGGUUUGGUUUUCAUGGCCUUUCCUAAGGUUCUGUCAAUGCUGCCUGGCUCGAUGUUUUGGUCUGUGCUCUUCUUCCUCAUGAUCCUCCUCCUGGGUGUGAAUGUUCAGUUUGUGGUUUUGGAGAGCGUGGCCACAUCCAUCACAGACCUGUUCCCACAUCACCUGAGGAAGCCUGGAAGAAGAGAAAUACUGACCCUGGUCAUCGCUGUGGUCUGCUUCCUACUGGGACUGCCACUUGUUUCUCAGGGAGGAAUAUUACUCUUUCACACUAUUGACAUGUAUGGGCUCAAUGAAGUAAUUGUCCUCAUCAUUAUCAGCUUUGAGUGCAUUGGCAUUGGCUGGGUGUAUGGUGCAGACCGUUUCUUACACAACAUUACAGACAUGAUAGGGUCCCUGCCAGUCCCAGUGCUGAAGUACUGCUGGAUGUUUAUCACACCGCUCAUCUGUGGGAUCACUCUGGUAUUUAGAACAUCAUUCCCACCCAUAUUGGAGGUGUAUGGCUAUGAGGCCGGUGAGGGGAGUUAUAUUUUGGGCAGGCUACUCGUCGUUACUCCACUGAUAUUCAUCCCAAUUUUCAUGUUGGUCUCACUGCAUAGGAAUUUGCAAACUAUGUCUACACCAUCCAGUGACCUGCGUCAGGCUUGGGCACACAAGCCAGUGCUCACACUGUGUAAGAGCGUAAUCUUCAAGGCUCAGGUGCAGCCAAGCAGCACCAUGGCUGAAAGAAACGAGAAGAUGAUGAUGGAGGAACCCAUUGGAGUUUGACUGUAAUUGAUUUAUAGAUCUUGCAGCAAAUUAUGUUUCUUAGCAUCAUUGCAAUAUACGCCAAAAACAAUUAUUUGAAUCAUAUACAAUGUUUUAUUCAUAUGUACACUUUUCACAAGUAUUCAGGGAGGUCAUUUUAGGAUUGUUUUUUUUUUUAACCUAUGUACAUUUUUAAACCUUUUUAUAUUACCUUUAAAAAAAAAGAAGAAGAAAAAUGUAAAAGUCCCACAUAAUGUACAAACUCAAACUAUGACAUUAACAGGGUAGUGAUUCCUGGUCAUUUAUUACAUUUGUUUUAUCUGCAAUUUAAAUGGUAUUAGCUGUUUAUUAAAUGUAUAAUUACAGACAAAACUGAAUGUGCCCAUGAACUUCAGUGUCAUACAUCAUGAAUAUUAAACAUAUUACCUUGUGUAAACAAUGGCGAUACAUCUCAUUAAAAGUAUCAAUGU